Molecule: messenger RNA, 988 nt
Organism: Drosophila albomicans
Lineage: Eukaryota; Metazoa; Arthropoda; Insecta; Diptera; Drosophilidae
Gene: mRpL22
Product: 39S ribosomal protein L22, mitochondrial
Exons: 3
Coding region: 140-868 (242 amino acids)
Biological process (GO): ribosome assembly; translation
Cellular component (GO): mitochondrial large ribosomal subunit; ribosome
Molecular function (GO): structural constituent of ribosome
Source: RefSeq, a predicted model, not a curated record
AGUCGCUCACAGCUGUUGCUGGCAGGUUACGCGACCGAUGGUGCUUCCACUUUUUUUUUGGUCGCUGUAACACUUUCAAUUGUACUUAUCGUUUUCAUUUUUUUGGUACUGAAGUAAAUAACAAAAUAACUGCAGCAACAUGCACAAAGUGAUAAGACAAAUGACGCAGUUAAGUCUGCAAACACCACUACUAGCGACCACCACAUCGAUCACCAGCAGCGGCAGUGUGGCCAAAUUGCUGGCUGUUGUGCCAACAACAACGAUCACGCAAACUGGUGACUGCUGCGGCGUGCACACGUCUGCUGCUAGCGGCGGCGGCAGCGGAGGUCUCUGCGCCAAAUGGAACAAACACAACUAUGGACCGCGUCGAUGGCUGGAAUACAACAAAACGGUGCAUCCGCCACAGGAGACAGAGGAAGAGCCACGCAAGGCGUACGUCUGUCAUAUGCGCAGCAAUAUCAAGUACAGCCCGGACAAGAUGUGGUAUAUUGCCGCUUUUGUGCGCGGCAUGAGCGUGGACGAGGCGUUGAAGCAGCUCAAUUUUGUGCUCAAGAAGGGCGCCACAGAUGUGAAGGAAACAAUUCUGGAGGCACAACAAAUGGCCGUUGAGCGGCACAAUGUCGAGUACCGAAGCAAUUUGUGGAUUGCUGAAUCGUUUGUGGGCAAAGGACGUGUCUUCAAAGGAUUGCGUCGCCAUGCGCGCGGUCGAUUUGGUCGCGUCGAGUACAAGCAUUGUCAUUACUUCCUGCGGCUCGAGGAGGGCGAACCACCGCAGCAUUAUUAUGCACCCGAGCCACAGACACCGCAACAGCAGUACGAGCAUUGGCUGCAACAGAUGCGCAGUCGGAAGGUCAUCAAUUCCCUGUAAAUGUCACCACAUUCAAUAACAACAACAACAACACGACCACACCACAAUCACAUCCAAUGCAUUUUGCUGUUAAUAUUUCAAUAAAACGUGAACGCAAUUAUCGUUACAAUAAUAAGAAAA